Messenger RNA from Trichoderma harzianum CBS 226.95, 1791 nucleotides. Its product is annotated as glycoside hydrolase family 76 protein. Gene Ontology annotation, molecular function: mannan endo-1,6-alpha-mannosidase activity. Lineage: Eukaryota; Fungi; Ascomycota; Sordariomycetes; Hypocreales; Hypocreaceae. The record is from RefSeq and is a predicted model, not a curated record. The coding region runs from base 297 to 1625 and encodes 442 amino acids. The transcript has 3 exons. Gene Ontology annotation, biological process: carbohydrate catabolic process; fungal-type cell wall biogenesis.
GCCAGGGGAAGCGGCGUUAAUGUAGCGGUUGGUCCACUUCGUGUUCUAAUUGCGUGAAAGACUCGACUGACUCUUGUUUUUCUUAUUCUCGUUGGCCGCGACUCAUAAAGCAGCCUGUCCUUCGUUAUUUCUGUGCCGGCAAUCCUUCGUUUUCUGUUGGCUGUUAUCUUUUUUUGCUGUGUCGCGUCUGCGGAUUGAAAUCGUCUUUCGUUUUUUUGUCACUCGCUAAGUUGAACGAGGUGCUUUGUGGUGUGAAACCGAUCGUCAAAGUCAUUUGAUACAACAACGCCGUAAACAUGAAGUCUGCUUUGGCUCUUGCGUUUCUUGGUGCCUCUGCUGGCGCUGUCAAGGUCGACUUUACUAGUGAUGCCUCGAUCAAGGAUGGCGCGAGCACCAUUGCGUAUGGGCUCAUGAAGUAUUACAACGGCAACGAGACGGGCCAGAUUCCGGGCAAUCUCCCCCAGCCAUACUUCUGGUGGGAAACCGGCGCCUUGUUCACGGCCUUGAUCGACUACUGGGCCAAGACGGGCGACGACUCGUACAACUCGUUGACAUCCCAGGGCCUGCUGCACCAGGUCGGCGACAGCAACAACUUCCUGCCGGCGAACCAGUCCAAGGCCGAGGGCAACGAUGACCAGGGCACCUGGGCUUUGGCCGCCAUCGCCGCGGCCGAGAGCGGAUUCCCGAGCCCGUCCAAGGAUGAGCCUCAGUGGCAGGAUCUCGCUGUGAAUGUCUUCAACGACUUUGUGCAGCGAUGGGACACCAAGAACUGCGACGGUGGUCUUCGGUGGCAAAUCGCUGCCUUUAACGCUGGCUACGACUUCAAGAACUCGGCUUCCAACGGCGUCUUCUUCGAUCUCGCCGCCAGGCUGUAUCUGCAGACCAAGAACAGCACGUACUCGGACUGGGCCACCAAGAUCUUCAGCUGGGAGCAGGACGCCGGCCUCAUCACCGACACGUACUGGGUCCUCGAGGGCGUCAACACCGAGAACUGCAAGAACAUUGACAAGACCCAGACCAGCCUGAGCGCCAGUCUCUUCCUGCACGGCAGUGCUGCGCUGUACAACGCCACGACGUCCACGCAGUGGAAGACGCGCGUCGACGGCCUGCUCAAGGGCGUGCAGGAGGCUUUUGUCAGCAACGGCAUCUUCGUCGAGGUUUCGUGCGAGACGGUAAAGACGUGCAGCACCGAUCUGCAAGCUUUCAAGGGCUUCCUUAUUCGAUCGCUCGGAGAGACGGCUCAGCUGGCUCCUUACACCGGUGCCACCAUCCAGCCGAUUCUCCUGACGAAUGCAAAGGCCGCGGCAAAGGCCUGCUCGGGAUCGCCAUCCAAAGGCUUUUCGGGCCAGGCGGGAACUGCGUGCGGAUUCUCGUGGGCUGGGGCCAACAGCACUUUUGACGGACUGACUGGCGUUGGCGAGCAGAUGAAUGCUCUGUCUGCUGUUGUUUCCACUUUGACGCAGAAUGCAAAGGGACAGACUAACGGAACGAGCCCUGACAAGCCUAGCGGAACUUCGCCUUCGGGUCCGGCUGCUACGACGCCUAAGGGUGCUGGAAGCAGGGUUGCUGCGGAUGGCAUGGCGGCUUUGGUUGUUUUGGGUGGAAUUCUGUAUGGGUUGUUGUAACUUCAAGUUUUGGUGAGGGUGAGUUGCAACGGCUUGGGCACGGUGGGGUGGAAUGAUGGAUGGAAGUCGGUUUAUAUUCUAUAUAUACAUGCACCCAUGUAUUUAGCUACCAUGCUUUUGGUUCUUUUUUAGAGAUUGAUGUGUUUGAUGAAGAUCUAUGAAUAAU